AUGGAGAUCCAGAUGAGAAGACACCGAACGGCUCAGAUCCAGGACCAGGAAAAUAUUUAUGCUCUAAAAGGCAAAGCGAAUGUGGCGAUUCCUGCUAAAAAGCAAGGUUUGACUGUGCGUGGAGCGUUAGGGGAUAUAAACACGAACGUUCAAACUCAUCGUGAAAUCGGUGGUAAAGUUGCUGUGGCUGCUGCUGAGUUUGAGAAGAAAGCUACGCUAAAUCGGGCUGUUUUACGAAGCAAUUACAGCCAUGUUCAGUCAAAGGUGGAUACUGGUUUGGCAGCUAAAGCGGCGCCGGUGGUACAGCCGUCGUCCAGACCUCCACUGCGCCGAGAGGAAAGCACUGCUGGCCUUGCUGUCAGAGCUGCGGCUCGCAACCGGGCAAUCUUGAAAGACGCCCAGAACAAACCAACUGAGCUCAAAGAAUCGAUAAACAUUUACAUUCAAACUAAGAAGUUGCAAGAAGCUAAGAAAUCAUCUAAGCUGCCAACACUAAAGGAAAACAAAGAAAUCAAAGCAUUGAAGCCAAUUCUCAAAGAAUCUACUGAAUCACUUGGAAAAUUGAAAUUAGAAGAGGCUUAUGAGAAGACUUCAAUCAUAGACAAGAAGAAGGUUGAAAGCUAUGCGGCCUUAUUGAACUCUGAUUUGAAUGAUACACCUCAACUGCCUGAUGAUAUUGAAGACAUUGAUGCUGGAGACAAUAACAGUCCGCUGCUUAUGUCUAUCUACAUUAAGGAUAUCUACAACUAUCUGACUGAGUUGGAGAUUAAGUAUCCUAUUGAAGUAGACCAUUUGAGGAAACAGACUGUGAUAACUGGAAAAAUGAGGGCAACUCUUAUUGACUGGCUGGUGGAGGUACAGAGGCAGUUCUCUCUGGUGCUGGAGACAUUCCACUUGACUGUUGGAAUCAUAGACCGAUACUUACAGGCGGUACCAAAUGUUCAACGGAAUCAGCUGCAGCUUGUCGGCGUGACUGCGAUGUUCAUAGCCAGCAAGUACGAAGAGAUCUACGCUCCUGAUGUCGGCGACUUCGUUUAUGUGACCGACCACGCGUACACCAAAGCUGAUGUGUUCCAGUGUGAAAGAGAAAUCAUGUCUAAACUAGGCUUCUGCCUGGCUAGACCUAUUCCACUUAGCUUCUUGAGGAGGUUUGUGAAAGCAGCUCAUGGAACAUCGAAAAAUCAUCAUUUAGCCAAAUAUUUAGUAGACCUCAGCCUUGUUGAGUAUACAAUGGCGCACUACAGACCAUCGGAACUAGCGGCGGCCGCCAUCUGCCUCUCUCUACACCUUCUGUCGGGCAAGAAGCUUGAAGAGGUGUGGACGCCGACUCUGUCGUACUACUCAGGAUAUAGCCUCGAACACAUUGACCCUAUCAUUAGGAAACUUGCCAAAAUCGUCGUCAAUGUAGAUAACUCUAGAUAUAAGGCUGUAUAUAACAAGUAUUUGGACAUAUCAUUAGCUAAAGUAUCCAGCCUACACCAACUUAGAGGAGAAGCAAUCUAUGAACUGGCCAAGAUCCCAUCGAGUUCCUAA
This is a messenger RNA of Spodoptera littoralis (African cotton leafworm), 1533 nucleotides long. Lineage: Eukaryota; Metazoa; Arthropoda; Insecta; Lepidoptera; Noctuidae. The record is from the annotation of a GenBank genome assembly.